This is a messenger RNA of Anopheles stephensi (Asian malaria mosquito), 3566 nucleotides long. It is a transcript of the gene oxt, whose product is annotated as xylosyltransferase oxt. Gene Ontology annotation, biological process: chondroitin sulfate proteoglycan biosynthetic process; heparan sulfate proteoglycan biosynthetic process. The coding region runs from base 569 to 3388 and encodes 939 amino acids. The transcript is spliced from 5 exons. The record is from RefSeq and is a predicted model, not a curated record. Lineage: Eukaryota; Metazoa; Arthropoda; Insecta; Diptera; Culicidae. Gene Ontology annotation, cellular component: membrane. Gene Ontology annotation, molecular function: protein xylosyltransferase activity.
AUUCAAACCGUUCUGCAUUGAAGCUGUCAAACCGCUACAUCAUGAAGCAACCCUGGCUCAGUAGGCGCUGCGCGUUCAAUUUUGUCAACAAACCCCGUGUUGUCAAAACAAGCACAUCUUCUUCUUGUGCUUCUUGCUAGUGCUGCUUGCCGUCGCGCGGUUCUGCUUUGCCCUGCGUUUCUUGCGUGCACUUUUCUGGCGGUUCUCCAAUCUGGAGCAAGUCACGGCGAAGACGACGACGACGGUUCUUAAUUAGAUGUAAUUUGAUUCUCAACCACAGCACCGGAUCCACGUAAUCGCACCGUAAACCCUCCCAACCCCAACGGUGAGCGGACCACCACCAUGUGCACCUUCGGAAGGUAAAUGCAUUGGCUAGGAUAUUGUUUCGUUACCGCCGUUCGGUAGCAUUCUUCACAUCGUCUACACGGGGUGCCCCAAUGCACGGUGCACGGCUCAAACAUCCACGUGUUGGUGCCGUCGUGUUGCUUGUGCUAGCGGAGACAGAACUCGCCCGCCAUCCGUAGCGCUCCGGCCAGCCAGAUCCGUGGUGGUGGUUGCAAGGGGCACGAUGCGCAAGUUCCCGCUGCGCCUGCUGUGGCGCUACAAGGUGUUUGUGCUGAUCGGGUUUAUGCUCGUGGCAGCACAGAUAUUCCUCGCGUACAAGCUGCUCUGCAUGCCACUGUCCGGUAACGAAAGCUCGGAGGAACGAGACCUCAGUCGCCGGCUUUACGAAAAGUAUGUGAAAAAAUCAGCGCCGCCAGGUACGGAUGGAGGUGCGCACGACGCGAAUUUGUCGAUGGGCGGUGAGAAGGGUACGGCCGAAGGAGCGGGACGCGCGAAGGACCUAACCCAGCAGCAACACAUCCUUCGGCUGGACGAGCUCGAUUUUGUGCCACCGUGCGAGCUGACGCGGAAGGAAACGGUGUCCGCCAUUCACCGUGCCAAAAGUCAAUCGUGCAAGGCGAAAAUUGUGGAAGUGGCGUGUGAAAUUUUGGCCGGAAAGUUUUACCCCCAGCGUCUGCCGAACUACUGUCCGCGGGGUGAUCAUUCGCCGAACCGGGCGCUAGGCUGCUUCCGGGAUGAGAAAAAUUUUCGCCUCCUGUCCGGAUACUAUUCCACCUUCAAGACGAACAAUUCGCCGGAAAAGUGUAUCCGGUUGUGUUUGCAGUCCGGCUAUCCGUUUGCGGGCGUUCAGUAUGGCUACGAAUGCUUCUGUGGCGAUGAGGUGCCAAAAGCGUCGGCCAAGCUUCCCGACUCGAGCUGCAACGUUAAGUGUCCGGGCGAUCCGAAACAAGCUUGCGGUGGAUAUUUUACCAUCAACGUUUACGAAACCGGAAUACGCAAAUUUGCCGCCCAAAGCACAGAAACGGUACCGAAGCACGCGGACGAAACGGUGCGAGUUGCAUUUCUGCUGACGCUGAACGGACGAGCCGUUCGGCAGGUGCAUCGAUUGCUGAAGGCGCUGUACAGCCCACGGCACUAUUACUACAUACAUAUCGAUGCGCGCCAAGAGUAUCUUUACCGUGAGCUGCUCAAGCUAGAACCAAAGUUCCCCAACAUCCGACUAGCCCGGAAACGGUUCUCCUCCAUUUGGGGUGGUGCAUCGCUGCUCCAGAUGCUGCUCGCCUCGAUGGAGCACCUGCUGUACGAAACCGACUGGCACUGGGACUUUGUGCUCAAUCUAAGCGAAAGUGAUUUCCCGCUCAAAACGGUCGACCAGCUGGUAACGUUCCUCACGGCGAACCGUGGACAAAACUUCGUCCGGAAUCACGGCCGAGAGGUGCAACGGUUCAUACAGAAGCAGGGCCUGGAUAUGACGUUCGUCGAGUGCGAUAAUCGUAUGUGGCGCAUCGGCGAUCGAACACUCCCGGCCGGCAUUACCAUCGAUGGUGGUAGCGAUUGGGUGUGUUUGUCGCGUGACUUCGCACGCUACGUGACGGGCGACGGGAAUGGCCAGCAGGACGAGCUAAUCCGUGGUCUGCUCCGCGUGUUCCAGUACACGAUACUGCCGGCGGAAUCGUUUUUCCACACCGGGCUACGGAAUUCGCGCUUUUGUCACACCUACACGAACAACAAUCUGCACAUGACGAACUGGAAGCGGCAGCUGGGCUGCAAGUGUCAGUACCGGCACAUCGUCGACUGGUGUGGCUGCAGUCCGAACAAUUUCCGGACGGAGGACUGGGAACGGUUGCAGGCGACCCAGCACAAGAAACUGUUCUUCGCCCGCAAGUUCGAAGCGAUGGUCAAUCAAGCGAUCGUACUGCAGCUGGAAGAGUGGAUCUUUGGCCCGUACCCGGCCGACUAUCCGAACCUACACUCGUACUGGCACAAUGUGUACCAUCACGAGGAUACCGUCCCGUCGGUGGACGGUGCACUGCUGAACGUGGUGCACAGUUUGCUACGCACGAACGGACGCAUCAACACGGUUCAGUUGUAUGAACCGGCGGGCAGGUUACGGGAAAUCACUCAUUAUCUCGAGCGGGACACGUACCGCGGGUUUCUUGUGCGACACGAGGCAACGGUCCCGAGCCAGGCCCACGUACGGAUGGAGCUCGAGACGUGGAUCUCACCGGUCGUGAUGGCCAAAGUUACUCGCAGCACACCACUCGCUCGGCGCGUAAUCCACCUGGAAGUCAGCACGGAUUACGACGAGAAGGAACAAUUGUCCCGCAACUUUCCACGCAUCAUAGGGACGAACGCGGAACCGGCGCUCAUCUUCCGGCUCGCGGCACCGCUCGAAUCGGAACGGGUGAAGGGUGCGAACGCUACCAACCAUUCGCUGACCGUCGAAUGGAUCGAUCCGGUCGGGACGCUCGUUGCGUCUAGUCAUUUUACGAUCGAGGACAGCCCGAACGGGCCGCCGCACAGCUUUAACCACUUUUUGAAAGGGAGCAAACUAAAGCAACCGCUUACGGAAGGCGUUUGGGGUGCGCGGUUACUGCAGGGCAAAGCAUUGCUCGGUGCAACGCGUUUUCUUGUUAUUGCAUCGACUGUGCCAAGGGAGGCUAGCGAGCAAGCGCAAGCCGGUGGUGAUGCUCACGAGCCACACACACAUCGGCAGGUGAUACCGGUGAUGGGGCGCGGAUCGGCCCCGGCAAAUACGGCCACCAGCAGGGUACGUGCGAAGGAGCGUAACCGUACUCCGGAAGGACAUUCCGGUGAUCGGCACACUGACACGGAUUCGGACGAUCAUCCGCAGCAGCAGCUCGAUAAGCUUGUCGGGCAGUUUUUUACCAUCCGGGAAACUUGCGUAGUUACGGUGGAUGGUGGUGCGUCUCGGACGGUGGACGGCGGGCAACAGUUUGCCGAUUGUAAGACAACCAGCUGGAGCAGCUUGGCAAUGGAUCCAAAGAGUGAUAUCUACGUCGAAUCGGUGACGUCGAACUAAUGGUAGUGGUGGUAGCUGUAGUAGUAGUAGUAGCACCAAACAAGAGGUUAUAAUAUGUUAAGCUCGGGUGUUAUAGUGCCAUUGUUUUGUUGUUUUGUGUUGAUUGUUGUUAUCCCGUGUUUGUACUAUUUUCCCCUUUAGAAACUAAUGUUCUAAACGAUCCUUCCAAAAAAAAAAA